UAUACACAAUGCUCUAUAUAAACAGCAUGAAUGCACAGUAAAGUAAGACUCAUGAUGCGUCAUCCAUUUGUGUUGGUCAUUUGAUUUGAACUAUCUGGACUACUGUUUGUAGGUAUCUUUACACAUGGACUGGAUAACUGCAGCACCUAGAGACAAUGGAGACUGAAUCUAAAAAAGGAACAUGUUAAUCUAAAUAUUUUGAGUUUACAGUGUGUUAAACAUUAUAAAGAAGAUGAAAAACUCAUCAGUUGUGUCAUUGAUAAUACUGGAAGCCUUUUACAGAAUGGAGGACCUUAAAUACCUGUACUUUGUCAUCUUUUUCAUGAUAUACAUGCUCGUACUCUUUGCAAACAUCACUGUGAUCAUUGUCGUAAUUAGCAACAAAGUGCUACAUAAACCUAUGCACAUAUUUCUAUGUAACUUGGCUGUAAAUGGCAUCUAUGGCAGCACUGCUUUGCUUCCCCCCUUGUUAGCUACUUUAAUGUCUCCUCCUCAUGAGGUAUCUUUGGCAUGCUGUCAGGCUCAAACUUACUUCCUGCACACAUAUACUAUCAUAGAGUUCACCAUUUUGUCAGUGAUGUGCUAUGAUCGCUAUGUGGCCAUCUGCUAUCCGCUGCAGUAUCACACUAUUAUGACGAUCACAAAAGUCUAUAAAUUAAUAGCCUUCUCAUGGGGUUAUCCUUUAGUGGCAUUCGCAUUAUUUUUUAUUUUGACUCUGCACUUGACACACUGUAGAAACAUUAUAGGGCGAGUCUACUGCUCCAACUAUUCUCUUGUCAAACUGUCCUGUGAUGACACAAAUGUUGUGAGUGCUAUUGGAUUGCUUUCUGUUGUUGCUUACUCUAUUCCUCAGCUAGUGAUGACUUUCUAUUCAUAUGUACAUAUUCUUAAAAUAUGCUUUACUGCCACUAAAGACUCUAAAAUAAAAGCACUGAAGACCUGCACUCCACACUUAUUUGCAAUACUGAACUAUAGUGUGGGAUGUUUUUUUGAAAUUGUACAAAGUCGCUUUGACACAAGUUAUCUCCCAUUUGAAACACAAAUAUUUAUGUCACUUUAUUUCUUGAUAUUUCCUCCUAUUCUGAAUCCAGCCAUUUAUGGGCUGAGUGUUCAGGCUCUGAGAGGCAAUAUUUUUCGACUUUGUGGCUCUAAGAAUAAGUUACUGCCUUUAAAGUAGAAUCUUUGUAAUUUUCUAGGUGAAAAAUGCAUGUUUUCAAAUGUUUCAUUGUGUCAAUAAACAGCUUACGUUCCUGACAUUUUUAAGUAAUAUCUGAAUUUUGCUGAGGUCUCCAUGCAAGAUGAUAUGUUGCCCUCUGAAAGCAUUAGUCAGUAAACCGUGUAAUGAACACACUGAUUGUCACCAUUCAAGAAAACUAUUCAACAAAGUUUCACUUGGUGUUCUGAUCCUCUCCUUAAUGAGAAAUGUGGGAGAAAAAAAAGAGAAUUUCAUGGAUAUGGGUUGAUAGAUAGUGCUAGCAGGUAUUGU
Cyprinus carpio (common carp) is the source of this 1486-nucleotide messenger RNA. Its product is annotated as olfactory receptor 52K1-like. The transcript has a single exon. Bases 233 to 1177 code for a protein of 314 amino acids. The record is from RefSeq and is a predicted model, not a curated record. NCBI's taxonomy places the organism in Eukaryota, Metazoa, Chordata, Actinopteri, Cypriniformes, Cyprinidae.